Messenger RNA from Astyanax mexicanus (Mexican tetra), 4489 nucleotides. It is a transcript of the gene cdh12b, whose product is annotated as cadherin-12. The coding region runs from base 1017 to 3464 and encodes 815 amino acids. Gene Ontology annotation, molecular function: cadherin binding; calcium ion binding. Gene Ontology annotation, cellular component: adherens junction; catenin complex; plasma membrane. The record is from RefSeq and is a predicted model, not a curated record. NCBI's taxonomy places the organism in Eukaryota, Metazoa, Chordata, Actinopteri, Characiformes, Acestrorhamphidae. The transcript is spliced from 12 exons. Gene Ontology annotation, biological process: calcium-dependent cell-cell adhesion; cell-cell junction assembly; cell morphogenesis.
CACACACACGCACAGACAGUAAUAGACAUAGACGCACCACAGACGCCAGCACAACGCACCACAGCACCAUUCAGUAAAGUGCUCGCCCCUUUUUUCACUUACUCUCUUUAUCUCUCUCUCUCACUGUUUCUCUCUCUCUUUCUCUCUCUCUCUCUCUCAUUUUCCCUCUCUUAUUCUCUUUCAUUCUCUCGCUCUCUGAAAACACACUCUCUGUCUCUCUCUUUCUUUUGCUCUGCUGUUCACUGCUUCACUCCAAAUCCGCAGGAACACACACUCUCUCUUUCUCUCUCUCGCUCUCUUUCUCUUUUGCUUGCUCUCUCUCUCUCGCUCUCUUUUACUCUUCCUCACACACAAACACACUCUCUCUCUCACUCACUCACUCUCUAUCUCUCUCUCUUUGCAUUUUCCGUCCGUUUUUUUUUUUCUUCCUUCACCCUCAGCAGUGCCACGCGACUCAAGCGCAGCUCAGCUCCCGUCGCUCCAGUCCGCUGUUCACGUCCAGUGAGGGAUGAGUGCACGAGUGAGGCAGCACGAGUGAGGCAGCACGAGUGAGGUAGUACUAGUGAGGCAGCCGACAGCUGAAACGACUGAACGAGUAGAUGAGCGCUAAAGGAGCUCAGAGAGGAGGGAGAAGAGGAAGGUGAAAAGGCUAAAAGGGAAAGGAGAGAAGAGUAGAGGUCUGAUGAGGACAGACGCAAGAAAGAGGGAGAGUUAGUGAAGCUGUUGGAUUGUACCCGGCUCCAGUCGCUCCGUACCGCGUUCCCCUUUCAGCGAAGCAGCAGAGGAUAUCGUUAAAGGUGAUGAACGCACUACCUGGCUGACUGGCUCAGUACCGCAAGCAAGAGGAGCUGAGGAGCGCCAGGCUCUGAGUGGGCCCUUACCUGGUGCCUCCUUCACCCCCUCUCCUCUCCCAGGCCUCAGUUUUCAGGCUCUUCUUCUGGUACCCUGGCUCUCUGGUCUUCAUCCUCCACCCUUCUCUGGACUUUGACGGAAACUGCGCCGCCUCAGACCGCCCAAUGCUGAAGGGGAACUGUCUGCUGCUGUUCCUGUGCUUCCUCUUCGUGCAGAGCUCUCCGGCUCCUCUCCACACGCUGCCCCUAGCUCAGCCCCACAACAGGCCGGGGCACGACUGGCCCCGUAGCCCGGCCGGCAUGCUCGCCGCAGGCCACAGAGGAGGGUCGGGGGGCUUCCAGAGAGUCAAGAGGGGAUGGGUGUGGAACCAGUUCUUCGUGCUGGAGGAGUACAUGGGCUCGGACCCACAGUAUGUAGGCAAGCUUCACACAGAUCUGGAUAAAGGGGACAGUGCGGUGAAGUACACUCUGUCGGGGGAGGGGGCCGGUACCAUCUUCACCAUCGACCAGACCACCGGAGACAUUCAUGCCUUACGCAGCCUAGACAGGGAGGAGAAGCCUUAUUACACACUCCGAGCCCAGGCUGUGGACAUGGACACCAACCGGCCCCUGGAGCCCGAGUCCGAGUUCGUCAUCAAGGUGCAGGACAUCAACGACAACGAGCCAAAGUUUCUGGAGGGCCCUUACACCGCUAGUGUCCCCGAGAUGUCUCCUGUGGGCACAUAUGUGACCAAAGUAACAGCGACAGACGCAGAUGACCCUACUUACGGAAACAGCGCCAGAGUGGUGUACAGCAUCCUGCACGGCCAGCCAUACUUCUCUGUGGAUCCCAAGACAGGUAUUAUCAGAACCGCUCUACCAAACAUGGAUCGGGAGGUGAAGGAGCUCUAUCAAGUUCUCAUCCAGGCCAAAGACAUGGGGGGCCAGUUGGGGGGUCUGGCCGGGACCACCACCAUCAACAUUACCUUGAGCGAUGUCAAUGAUAACCCACCUAGGUUCUCCAAAAGUAUCUUCCACCUGCGUGUGCCCGAAUCUUCAGCAGUGGGGUCCGCAGUGGGCAGAAUCAAAGCCCAUGAUCUGGACAUUGGCAAGAAUGCUGAAGUAGACUAUAACAUCAUCCCCGGAGAUGAAAGAGGAACAUUUGACAUCACCACCAACGAGCACAACCAGGAGGGCAUCAUCAUCCUCAGACGGCCUUUGGACUACGAGACAAGGAAGGCCUACACAUUUAAAGUGGAAGCAUCCAACGCACACUUAGAUUCUCGAUUUCACAGUUUCGGCCCAUUUAAAGACACGGCAACCGUAAAGAUUAACAUCCUGGAUGUGGAUGAGCCUCCUGUGUUCAGUAAACCAUCUUACACAAUGAAUAUUCACGAGGACACACAGCUGGGCACCACUAUUGGAGCAGUGACCGCUCAGGAUCUGGAUGCAGGGAGCAGCCCAGUUAGGUAUUCGAUUGACUGGAAGAGUGAUCUGGACAGCUUCUUUGAUAUUGACCCUGUGACGGGGACCAUCUCCAUCAGCGAGCUGCUGGACAGGGAGAGUAUAGCCCAACACAACAUCUCAGUUGUGGCGACCAAAGUUAAUAAUCCAGUGCUGACCAGCAGAGUGUCCGUCACCGUCCACAUCCUGGACGUUAACGAGUUUCCACCAGAGCUCGCAAUACCAUAUGAGACCUACGUGUGUGAAAGUGCCAGAGUGGGACAGGUGAUUCAGGUCAUCAGUGCAAAAGAUGAAGAUCUCCCAAUGUCAGGACAGAAGUUCUCCUUCAGAUCGCCACAGGAAGGAAUGAAGAGCAAGAACUUUACCAUCAAAGACUUUGGGAACAACACUGCAGGAGUUGUAACACUGCGCAGUGGUUUUCGACGCCGCACUCAGGAGAUAUACCACCUCCCAGUGUUCAUCGAGGACAGUGGUUUACCAGUGAAAAACAGCACCAGUACCCUGACCAUCCGUGUGUGUGCCUGCAAUUCUGAAGGGGCUCUUCUGACCUGUAACGCAGAGGCCAUCUUCCUCCCUGUUGGCCUCAGCACUGGAGCACUUAUCGCCAUACUGGUCUGCAUCGUCAUACUGCUAGUGAUCGUGGUGCUGUACGUGGGCGUGAGGAGGCAGAAGAAAAAGGAGACGCUGAUGACGUCUAAAGAGGACAUCCGAGACAACGUUAUCCACUACGACGACGAAGGCGGCGGGGAGGAGGACACGCACGCCUUCGACAUGGGCACUCUCCGGAACCCCAAAGCCAUCAAAGAAAACCUCUUCAGGCGCGACGUGAAGCCAGAGGCCGGUUCCGUCCCUCGGCCCGCCGCCACCUCGCAGGACAGUGCGGACAUCCAGGACUUCAUCACCGAGAGGCUGCAGGAACACGACGGAGACACCUCGGCCCCUCCCUACGACUCGCUGGCCACCUACGCUUACGAAGGCGAGGGUUCGGUGGCCGAGAGCCUGAGCUCUAUCGAAUCCCUAAACGGUGAAACAGAAGAGGAUUACGAUUACCUAAACGAGUGGGGACCUCGCUUCAAAACUCUCGCAGGGAUAUUCGGGGACCGCUCCGAAAGCCAGACUGAUGUCACGUCCACAGCUAGCACCACCACCACCGCCGAAAACAAACAUUGAUGAUGUUUUCUGCUCUUGCAAGCUUGAAAAAAAAAAAAAAAAAAAAACUAAACAAAUGUGAACUUAGAAGAUGUUUAUUUAUUUACUUCAAUUUCUUAGCGUAUUUUUCCUUGUUUUUUGGCUAAUUAAAAGGUUUUUGUUAUACUUAAAAUCUUAAAAAUCCUGAUUUAGUGUGCGCUACUUGCUGUUUGCCUCAAUUCCUUGUGCAGAAGAUUGUGCACAAGGAUUAUGAAGGUUAUCACAUGGUGACAAGAAACAAGAGGAAAGAAAAGAGAGAGAAAGAGAUAAAAAAAAAAAACUUUUUGUUACAUCCAUGGGUCGUCCAUUUUUUUAUUGUCAUAUUUAUUCUGCUUUUCUUUCAAAUGCUUAAAGAAAGAGACAGAAAUCAAGGACAAGAUGGAGGAUAAAAACAAGGCAAGCGUUUUCUUUGACAUCCUUAAAAAAGUGCCUCAAUGGAAUUGUUUUGUUAUAAUAAGUAUGAUUUCUUUUUUCUUUUUUUUACCUUGUUUAGCUUUGCUUUUUACUCUCGACCCCCCAUUCCCUCCCCCUAAGUAAGAGAGUCCAGUGCACCCAUGCUCUGGAAGAUCGUAGCUACAGUAAGUAAGUUAGUAAGUGGUUGUAAAGGAUGACCAGCUUCAUGGAUGGGUUCGUGGGGGGGAAUCGACACAUGGCCCGAGUUCGGCCAAAGAUAUUUUGAAUGUUAUUUAUGAUUCUAUUUAUUUAUUUGUGAGGCUGGCAAGCCCCCGUUUUUAGGAUUUGUUGAUGUAUUUAUCUAUUUAUCUCGGUCUAAAAGUAAAUGGAUUUUUUUAUUUUUUAAAGACACUUGGGGAUUUUUGUAAUUAUUCACUCCUCACGUACACAUGGACAUUGGCGUGUUGUGAGGAAACUGUAAAGACUUGUACAAAAAAAAAUCAUCUUGUAAAAAAAAAAAAAAAAUCAGUUUAGGGCUAAACAUGAGCUACUACAGUUGAGUCAUGUAAUACACACAGUUUUCUUAAAUAAACACAGCUUGGAAGAAAAAAAAA